Messenger RNA from Chenopodium quinoa (quinoa), 594 nucleotides. RefSeq names its product glutamic acid-rich protein-like. The transcript has a single exon. The record is from RefSeq and is a predicted model, not a curated record. NCBI's taxonomy places the organism in Eukaryota, Viridiplantae, Streptophyta, Magnoliopsida, Caryophyllales, Amaranthaceae. The coding region runs from base 1 to 594 and encodes 197 amino acids.
AUGCGUGCAAAUACGGGUAAAGCCAGUGAGGCUGAACUCUGUACACCCUUAACUUCUGUAGAAGAAAGAGAAGCUUAUUACCGCCAUAAGUUUCUGGCUGACGCCGAGAAGGCUUUGCGUCCUACCAACCCCGAUAUUCCGGAGGACACAGAGAUUGCCGAUGUUGAGCCUAUUAGCGUUCAUUAUCAUUUGAGGUCAAAUUUAGAUUUAUUUAAUCAAUACGACACUAAUAUUGACAGGAUGCCGAGAACAAAACACACCAAUUACCAACCUGAGGUUGGUGAGAGCAGUAGACGCUCUAGUGGGGGAGAAGAUGAUGAUCCUGGGCAUGAAGCUUCGGAUAUUAGAGAAGAAGAUAUCCUGUCAGUAGAGGAAAGUCUGGAACGACAAGGAAGUAGGGGUGAAAACAUUGGUGAUGAGGAAGAUGAAGAGCAAUCAGAAAGGCUUGGGGAGGGAGAAGAUGAUGACGAAGAAGACGAGACCGACGAGGAUGUUCAGGCCGACUUCAAUCUUGCUGCUCAGAUUGCAGAAGAGGAGCGACUCGACGAGGAAUACGACUCAUAUCAAGAUGAUCCGAAGUAUCUAGAACCCUAA